GCUGCUCCACGAGAGUGCGCCAAAAGUCUGGUCACGUGACCGACGCUCCGCUGAUAUAUCACCAUUUGUGAAAUCGCCCUGCCGAUUGAGUGCCGAAAAGACGAGCCGAAAAUGUCUGCAUCAGAAAAUUCUGUCGCCGAUGUGGCACCCGAACAGAACAACACUCCGGCAAAGGAGGCGUCCCAAGGAAGGAAGAGGGCCGCAAAGGAAAUCGAAACACCUUCAGUGGAGAGGCGCGUAACAAGGUCGUCCGCUCGUGGUGGUUCCACUCCAGCUCCUCCUCCUCCAAAGAAGGCAGCCACACCAGCGUCCAGCAAGGGUGGCAGUCGACGCGGCAGACCGCCGAAAAACGCAUCUCCAGCUGCUGAGAAGAGCCCUGCUGAGAACGGCAAAGACGAAAGCGAGGAGGACACCAAGAAAGAGGACGCAAAUGGCAAAGAACACGAAGAAACGGAGAGUAAACCUGAGCCUGAGGAGAAGCAAGACAAAGAGGAGUCAAAGACCGAGCCUCAGCCCGAAAAGAAAGAGGAAAAACCUACUGAGGAGAAGCCCAAAGUAGAGGAACCUGAGGCCAAGGAGGCUGAACCAGUCAAAGAAGCUGAAGCUGCGGCUGCUGAGGCACCAGCUGCACCGGAGUCUGCGGUUGAGGAAAAGAAAGAAGAGAAACCUGAACAGACUGCCACAAAUGAACCAGCUAAGGCUGACUAAAGCCUAAAGGCAAACCACAUUCUCAGCAGCUCCAUCUGUAUUGUGCCAAACAAACAUUCUUGGCGUUUUCCAAAACAGCUCCUGCAAGAAGUCGAAAGAAAAUUGGUUCUGGGCUGACUGAAUGCGGUUAUCAUUCCAAAGCUCUUGUUUGGUUUUACGCCUGUUUCUUUUAAUCUAACUUCGGAGUGUUCCUCGUCAGCCAGAGGAAGUCGACUAGACAUUACAUCAACACUGUACAAAAUUUAAAUUUUUAACACAGCAGCAUUCUGCAACAUUUUUUACCACUGUAGUCGUGUGUAUGUUCGUUCAAUAACUGAGGGGAAAAACAAAUAUUUUUUAAUUCAUCCGUGCUGUCUCUAGUUGGUACGCAGGGCCGAAGCUUCUAAUUGCGGCGAUGAGUGGGCCCUUGUUCCUUAUUUAAAGCACAAAUCUAUUAGUUUGCCAGUAACUAUAUCCUGUAGAAUGCGGAAUGCCUAAAUCAAAAUAUCCGGAUGGUUCGUUCUUCAAAUUGAAUGUGGUUUUAAUUUGCGACCUGACGAACGUAAUGAGUCUACUGUUCGUCAGACAGAUUUUGUAAUUUAUUUGUGUCAUAAAAAUUUAUGCGCUGCUUUUUAUUUGUAAAGAGAAAGAUUAUAUUACAAUUAAAUAACCACAUAGAAAUGAUAAAAUAUAAAUCUACUUACUAGAAGCGAUGUGGAAGUGUGAAUGGUUGACCUUUAUUUUUGCUAUUUGCGGGGAGCAAAUAAAUUGUUCGUACCAUCUUGAAAAUAAGGAUUUUGUCGUUUGCUUGAGGGAUGAGUGAGUGUAUCUUGUUUGUUCAUCCCACCCUCUCAAGCCUUCAUCGUGUUUCCUUGUUCUCCCAAAUAAAAUCAGUCCCUUGGUUCAUCUAA
Messenger RNA from Cloeon dipterum, 1598 nucleotides. RefSeq lists its product as uncharacterized. The coding region runs from base 112 to 708 and encodes 198 amino acids. Lineage: Eukaryota; Metazoa; Arthropoda; Insecta; Ephemeroptera; Baetidae. The transcript is spliced from 6 exons. The record is from RefSeq and is a predicted model, not a curated record.